UACAUGAGUAAUUGAGAAUUAAAGAAAUAAAAACUUUUUUCUCAUCUUGAGCUCUCGGUUACUUUUGCUUCACUAUUUUUUCUAUGUGCUCCCACUUCUCGCUAGGAUCAUUAUUCCUAUCAGGUUUUCAAGAAUUAUUUCAUUAGAUCCUUGUCUCUUCUCAGCAUUUCAGGUCAUUCUUGGGUUUCUUGGAUGCCAUUGUUUCUUGGCAGGUUUGAGGUAGUUGCGGUGAAUGCUAAUGAUGAUUUUGCUUUUUUGUGCUGUUGAAAUCCUCACAUUAAGGCUAAUUUUAAUUUCUAAAGCAACUUUUCUUUGAAGGUACAUCAAUUUGAGGGGUUCCAUUAUUAGAUUCAUCAAAUUGUGUUUGAUUGCUUUAAUUCCUUUGCUUUAUCAACCCUUUUUAUUGCUCAAAACACUCUUAAAUGAAAUGGGAAUUCUGCCUAUAUGAUCUUCCCUCUUUAAUUGAUAUGGAAUUUUCUUGAAUUCGGAAAGUGAAUUAGGGGUUUUUAGCUAUCUUUGAGCAUCUCAAUCAACCAUUUCCAAAAACUCAAAAUGGAUCAAGAUCACAAGAAAUUGAAAGAAUCAUCAUUCCCAUGUGAAGUUUUGGAGAAGGUAUUAUCACUCAUAGAUUCACACAAGGAUAGGAACUCAGCCUCCCUUGUUUGCAAAGAUUGGUAUGAUGCUGAGAGAUGGACAAGAUCCAAUCUUUUUAUAGGGAAUUGCUAUUCAGUGUCUCCCGAGAUCGUGGCUCGAAGGUUUCCCAAAAUCAAGAGUGUUAGGCUCAAAGGGAAGCCAAGAUUCUCAGAUUUUAACUUGCUGCCCCAAAAUUGGGGUGCUAAUGUUCAUGCUUGGCUGGUUAUGUUUGCUAAGGUUUAUCCGUCACUCGAGGAGCUGAGGCUCAAGAGGAUGACUGUCAGUGAUGAGAGCUUGGAUCUCUUGGCCAGGUCAUUCCCGGGCUUCAAGGCUUUAUCAUUGUCAAGUUGCGAUGGUUUCACAGACGAAGGUCUCAAAGCAAUUGCAACUCACUGCAGGAACUUGACUGAGCUUGAUAUAGCGGAUAGUGCAACAGAAGAUAUUGGCGGAGGUUGGCUAAGUUGCUUCCCUGAGAGCUUCACCUCAUUGGAGAUACUAAAUUUUGCCAGCCUUCAGUGUGAGGUGAGUUUUGAUGCCCUCGAGAGACUUGUCAGCCGGUGCAGAGCGUUAAGGGUUCUGCAGGUCAACGAAAGCAUCAACUUGGAGCAGCUGCAACGGCUCCUUGUGCAAAUUCCUCAUUUAACAAGGCUUGGCACCGGCUCCUUCAUGCAAGAAAUUACAGUCCGUCAGUAUGAGGAUCUCCAAACUGCAUUCAGCAAUUGCAAGAAUCUCCAAGCUCUUUCGGGUUUAUGGGAUGCUACUUCCGCAUAUCUCCCUUUUGUUUAUGGAGCUUGUGCAAGUCUCACUUUCUUGAAUUUGAGCGAAGCAAAUCUCCAAAGUGGCGAACUAGCAAAGCUUCUCCCUCACUGCACUAGUCUACGUCGCCUUUGGGUGAUUGACACCGUUGGAGACAAGGGUCUUGAGGCUGUUGGGUCGAGCUGUCCGUUGCUUGAAGAACUCAGAGUCUUCCCCCUUGAUCCGUAUGAUCUAGAUAAUCAACAAGGGGUGACGGAGGCGGGCUUCUUGGCUGUUUCUCGUGGCUGCCCAAACCUCAAAUACGUCCUCUACUUCUGCCGGAAGAUGACCAAUGACGCUGUCGUAACCAUAGUGCAGAAUUGCCCCGAUUUCACCCAUUUCCGCCUCUGCAUAAUGAAUCCAGGCGAGCCGGAUCACCUAACAAAUGAGCCUAUGGACGAGGCCUUUGGCGCUGUGACCAAAACAUGCACCAAGCUCCGGAGACUAUCGGUGUCCGGCCUUCUCACCGACAAGGCUUUCGAGUAUAUAGGAAAGUUCGCCAAGAAUCUCGAGACUCUGUCCGUGGCCUUCGCCGGCAGCAGCGACAGGGGCAUGCAGUGCGUCCUCGAAGGCUGCCCGAAGCUGAGGAAGCUCGAGAUAAGGGAUUGCCUGUUUGGAAACGCUGCGCUGCUCUCCGGGCUGGACAAAUACGAGACGAUGCGGUCGUUGUGGAUGUCCGCUUGUAACCUGACCAUCAAAGGGUGCAGGCUGCUUGCAAAGGAGAUGCCGAGGCUCAAUGUGGAGGUCAUCCAGGAUGAGUGGAGCGACGAGACGCACGCCAACAAAGUCUAUGUGUAUCGGUCCGUGGCUGGGCCGCGACGGGACGCACCCCCGUUCGUCCUCACUCUGUGAGGGGGAGGAUCUCUAGGUCAGUGCUUUCUGCCUCAGAAAUUUUCAAACCUAUUGAUGUUGUUGUAAGCUAGGAGCCGACGAUAAAGUGAACUUAGUUGGUAAGACUCGUUUCUGUACACCUUUGUUGCUGGACUUGUGGUGUCGUAUUAUGUAAGAAGAAAGAUCAUGAAUAUGUAUCUUUAUUUUUGGAAUUUAAUCUAUCUAAAUGUAUAAAAAUGAAAUUUGUUAGUAGUGUAAUUUGUCACUGUAUCAAUGUAAAUCUUGUAUUCAGGUUCUCCUUUAA
Molecule: messenger RNA, 2563 nt
Organism: Salvia hispanica
Lineage: Eukaryota; Viridiplantae; Streptophyta; Magnoliopsida; Lamiales; Lamiaceae
Product: protein TRANSPORT INHIBITOR RESPONSE 1-like
Molecular function (GO): protein binding
Source: RefSeq, a predicted model, not a curated record